Molecule: messenger RNA, 1004 nt
Organism: Klebsormidium nitens
Lineage: Eukaryota; Viridiplantae; Streptophyta; Klebsormidiophyceae; Klebsormidiales; Klebsormidiaceae
Source: the annotation of a GenBank genome assembly
AUGCCGGGGAAACACUUCUGUUUGUGUCUUCCUCACAAGACCAAUCACGUCUUGGAGCUAGGGCAAGAAGAGCUCGGAGCAUUCGACCAAGGCCACGAACAGCCUGUAAGGUACCCAGCAGUCGAACGCACCACCCAAUCAACCAGCCAGGGCAUGGGAGACCAACUUGCUCCAGUGCUCCCUCGACCCACGGACCGAACCAACGCAACCGACCCCUCUCCGCACCAAGAUUCGGGCCCGACUACCUUGGACCUGACCCACGCCCUUGGAGUUACACCUACGUCACAACCGACCCAACCGGAGGACGUCCAGAACUCCGCACGACCGACCGGAAAACGCAAGCACGACCAACUUGUACCCACUUCUGGUGCCGCCCUUGGACCUACCGACAUCCUUGACCCAAGCAACACAACCGCACCCAAACCGACCAACCUCGCCGCUGCUGAUGUCACUGUUCCGGAAGCUGCCAACAACGCCGCUGCUGACGUCACUGCUCCGGACGCUGCCGACAACACCGUUGCUGCCAACACUGUUCUGCACACUGCCGCCAACCGCACUGCUGCCGUCACCGUCCCGACGCUGCUUCCAACCCUGCUGCUGACGUCACUGUUCCGGACUCUGCCGCUGCGGACGCUGAUCCGAAAGCACCGCCAGCAAGACAGCCCCGACUUACCGAAGACCAGACAACACCAGCCGCACCCAAAGGACCAAGCGGAUCCAGACCGACCCACUUUAACCGACGCAUGGACCCGACCAACGCCCCAAUCACCCUCAAAUCCGGCGACCCAGACACCGUCAGGUACCGCUUUGAGGACGCUCUUCGUCCGCAGUACUGGUUUAUCAUGCUCUGGGCGAUCGCCGCUUACCGAGAUAACCCGAAAUACCUUGACCCAAAAGACCCCGAUUAUACAGACAAACGCAACAAACUCACUAGUCUCCUUCACGAGAUCCUCUCAGACCCACACCUACAAGAAUCAGCUCAAUCUUUCUCUUUCCUAGGAAAA